UGGAACGAAAACUUAUAUUUGAAAAUUAAAUGUAAAAGAUUUAAUGGCCGCUGGAAGGUCAUCGUAGACCUAACGGUUUGGUUUCGUGCAAGAUUCUAAUGAAUUAAACAGACGAGUUUUACAAGAACGUUGAUUGUCUUGUCAAAAAAUAUUCUCAUAUAUCAUCGUAUUGUAAGAUUUUAAAAUAUGGAACAAGACACAGAAUAUAUUAAAUUACCAUUAGAAGAAAGAUGUGUGCAUAAGUUAUGGAGGGCACGAUUGCAUGGCUAUAAAGAAUGCGUAAACACAUUCCAAUGUAUUGUUGAUGAAAAGUCUCCAGAUUGGAACAAGUUUUUGGGAUUUAUUAAGAAGUUUGUAGUUGAUAGCAAUGCAGUUGCUCAAGAAAAAGGAUUGGAAGCUGCAUUAGCUUUUGUUGAAAAUGCUGCAGUAGCAGGAAAAACUGUUGGUGAAGUUAUGAAUGGAAUAGUUACUAAAUGUAUUGCUGCCCCAAAAGCUAAAACAAAAGAAUUAGCAGUACAAAUAACAUUAAUGUAUAUAGAAAUUGAAAAACAUGAAGCUGUUCAGGAAGAACUAUUAAAAGGCACAGAAGCAAAAAAUCCAAAAAUUGUUGCUGCAUGUAUUUCUAUCUUAACAUUGGCUUUAAGACAGUUUGGACCAAAAGUAAUUAAUAUAAAGCCUCUAAUAAAAAAGAUCCCUGGUUUUCUUGAAGAUAGAGACAAAACUGUCAGAGAGGAGGGCAAACUCAUGGUUGUUGAAAUUUAUAGAUGGAUAGGCGCUCCUUUGAAGCAACAAUUGAAUACAUUAAAACCAGUACAAAUUACAGAACUUGAAGCAGAAUUUAAUAACUUGAAAGAAGAAAAAGUAACACCUACUCGAUUUUUGAAAUCUCAAAAAACAAAAUCGAUAUGUAUUACAGAUUCUAUAAGUGAUACUGGUGAAGAGAGUAAGGAUGAUGGUGAUGGUAAUUCUGCACCAGAAAUUGAUGCUUAUGAAUUGUUAGAACCUGUUGAUAUACUUUCUAAACUUCCAAAAGAUUUUUAUGAAAAAAUUGAAGCUAAAAAAUGGCAGGAGCGAAAAGAGGCUUUAGAAGUCUUAGAGACUCUCGUAAAAAAUCCUAAAUUAGAAAAUGGUGAUUAUGGAGACGUAGUAAGGUCUUUAAAAAAGGUUAUAUCCAAAGAUAUAAAUGUACUAGUUGUUGCAUUGGCGGGAAAAUGUCUAGCAGGACUAGCUACAGGUCUUAAGAAACGAUUUCAACCUUAUGCAACAGCAUGUCUUUCAUCAAUUCUGGAAAAGUUUCGCGAAAAGAAACAAAAUGUUGUGCAAGCGAUUAGAGAAGCUGCUGAUGCAAUUUUUCUUAAGGUUUCUAUUGAUCUUAUACUAGAAGAUACACUUGCUGCAUUAGAGAAUAAAAAUCCAGCAGUAAAGGCAGAAACGGCUGCUUAUUUAGCAAGAUGUUUUUCUCGCACACCACCACUAAGUUUGAAUAAAAAAUUAUUAAAGGCUUAUACUGGUGUACUUUUAAAAACUUUAAACGAACCAGAUCCAACUGUUCGAGAUAGUUCUGCAGAGGCCAUUGGCACAGCCAUGAAAUUAAUAGGUGAAAAAUCGAUGAUGCCUUUUCUUACAGAUAUAGAUAAUUUGAAAAUGACUAAGAUAAAAGAAUGUGCAGAAAAAGCUGUAAUACAUGUUAAAGUUCCUAGUGUACCAAAAGUAGUUGCAGAAAGACCAAACACAGCUCCAAGUAAAAUCGAAUCAACAGCAAAGACUAAAGAGCCAGAGUCAAAAGCUACAAAGCGACCUAAAACCAGUACAGCUAAAAAACCUCCAUCUAAAAAACCAUCUGCUUCAUCUUUAACCAAUUUAGUUAUUUCCAAAAAGUCAUCUUCUACCAAACUUCAAACAGAAAAAAAUUAUAGUGUUGAAGAAAUAGAAGAAAUGGCUAUGCAAUUAUUGCCAAGUGAUAUUCUUUCUGGUCUUGCUGAUAGUAAUUGGAAAGCACGUUUAGCUGCAGUUGAACAACUUUUGGAGGUAAUUAAAGAAUUUGAUAAAUAUACUGUUUGUGAAUAUUGUAUCAUGGAUAUAACGGAAAAAUUAGGAGAUGUGAAAAAUAGCACAGUUGCAGGUGAAACUCUCUUAGCAAUAGCAGAAGCAACAAGUUUGGAAUAUGUGGCAGAUGAAAUAGUAGCAUUUGCUUUUAAUCAAAAGAAUCCAAAAGUUCAACAAGAAACAUUAAUGUUAUUGUGUAAAGGUCUCACAGAAUUUGGUUGUGUUAUUAAUGUCAAAUCUUUGAUGGAAAAUAUCAAAAAAGCAGUUGCAGCUACAAAUCCUAGUGUUCGUACAGCAGCUAUUACAUUAUUAGGUACAUUAUAUUUAUUUAUGGGCAAACCUUUACUUAUGUUCUUUGAAAAUGAAAAACCUGCCUUGCGUCAACAAAUUGAACAGGAGUGUGAAAAGCAUAAUGGUGAAACUCCGCCUGUUCCAAUUCGUGGAAUAAAAAGCAGAAAAAAUAAGAUAAAUGAUGAUGAUGAUGAUGAUAUGGAAAUGGAUAAAAAAUCUAGUAGUAACAGUGAAAUUGAUAUUAAUAACUUAAUUCCACGUGUUGAUAUUAGUAGCCAAAUUACAGAAGGCCUUCUUAAUGAAUUAUCUGAUAAAAAUUGGAAGGUGCGAAAUGAAUGUUUACAAAAAAUAAAUGCUAUUAUAUCUGAGGCAAAAUUUAUAAAAGGCUCCAUUGGUGAUUUACCACAAGGUUUAGCGUUACGAUUGGUUGAUAGUAACAGCAAAAUAGCUCAGUCGACUUUAGGUAUAUGUCAAGCAUUAGGUGCAGCAAUGGGUCCUCCGGCAAAGCAACAUAUUCGGGUCCUUUUUCCUGGUUUUAUACAAUGUUUAGGCGAUAAUAAAAACUGGAUUAGAACUGCAGCAAUUUCUUGCAUUAACACAUGGGGAGAUCAAUGUGGUUACAAAGAAUUUUUUGAUGGUGAAAUGAUUGGAGAUGCGUUAAAAUCUGGAUCGCCAAUACUUAGAGCUGAGGUCUGGAAUUGGUUAGCACAAAAAUUACCAUUGAUUCCUGUAAAACAAAUACCGAAAGAAGAACUUCUUGUAUGUAUUCCAUAUUUGUACAACAAUUUAGAGGAUCGUAAUUCUGACGUACGGAAAAAUGCUCAAGAAGCAGUUUUAGGAUUUAUGAUCCAUCUUUCUUAUGAAGCUAUGGCUAGAAAUACUGAAAAACUAAAACCUGGAUCAAGAACAGUAGUACUUGCUGCGUUAGAUAAAUCUCGACCGAAUUUACCUAUGAAACCUCUACCAAAAAAACAAGUCCCAGAAGAAAAUAAUCAGAAAGUUGUUAAAAGUGCUGGAGCUUUAAAAGCUACAAAAACAGUAGCAAAGCCUAAACAAAAUCAAUCAACAUCAAAACCUGGUAGUGCUCGUAAGAAAGAUGAUGAUGUAGAUACAAGUCCUUUAUUGGCUACUAAUAAUCUUAAACAUCAAAGGGUGAUUGAUGAACAGAAAUUAAAAGUUUUGAAAUGGAACUUCACUACACCCAGAGAAGAAUUCGUUGAACUUUUAAAAGAACUUAUGACGGCUGCAAAUGUGAACAAAACUUUAUUAGCAAAUAUGUUUCAUUCAGAUUUUCGAUAUCAUCUUAAAGCCAUUGAGGCAUUAACUGAGGAUUUGCCUGAUAACAGCAAAGCAUUGGUAUCAAAUUUAGACCUUAUUCUCAAAUGGUUAACACUGAGAUUUUUUGAUACAAAUCCUUCAGUAUUAUUAAAAGGUUUAGAGUAUUUGAGAAUGGUGUUUAAUUUAUUAAUAGAAGAUCAGUAUCAUAUGUUGGAAAACGAGGCCGCAUCGUUUAUUCCAUAUCUCAUUAUCAAAAUUGGCGAUCCAAAAGAUGCAGUACGUAAUGGUGUUCGUGCAUUAUUUAAACAAAUAGCAUUAGUAUAUCCAGUAAGCAAAUUAUUUUCUUAUGUAAUGGAAGGUUUAAAAUCUAAAAAUGCUCGACAAAGAACAGGAUGCUUAGACCAACUUGGUUCGUUUAUUGAAAAUUAUGGAUUGUCCGUUUGUCAACCAACUGCAUCUGUAGCACUAAAAGAAAUUGCAAAACAAAUAGCGGAUCGUGAUAAUUCUGUUCGAAAUGCUGCUUUGAAUUGCAUUGUUCAAGCAUAUUUCCUUCAAGGAGAACGAAUUUAUAAACUUAUUGGUCAGAUAUCUGAAAAAGAUCAAUCACUAUUGGAUGAGCGCAUUAAAAGGGCUGCCAAAAAUCGGCCAACAAAAUCGGUUUCUACAAGUAGACUUUCCGUACCUUCAAAUCCAACUCCUAUUCCUUCCAAUGAAGAUGUUAAAGCAGAAUACGAAGAAGAAAAUGAGGAAAUACCGGAACCACAACCUCCUAUACCACCACAACCAAAUGAAAUUCCCUCUGAAAGCAUAUCCGAUGAAGUGCAAGAGUCUUGUGAAACUAAUGAACCUCAUUCAGAAAUACUACCAGAAAUAAAUAUACUGCCUCCAAAUGAUCACCAAGAUGAUACUAAAAUAAGUUCUCCAAUAUCAGCACAACCAAAAAUAUCAGGUCCAUUUGGACUUGAUAUGGAUUUUCUACGAAGAAUAGAAUUAAAUGCACCAGUGAAGUAUCGAAAUCCAGUUAUUCAGGAAAUUAAUUGGGAUGACCUAGAUGAAACUCCAAACCUACUAAAUCUAUCGAAAGUACCAGUGAUUCCCCUAUCUCCUCCAAAAUUGUUAGUAUCAAAAUCUGCAUCAAUGGCGCAACAGCAAUUAAGCACAGCUAAUGCUAGUAAAGAAGACAGUCUUGAACGUAAAAUUCUUGCAAUGGCUAGUUUAGAUUUGGUUGUUGCAAUACAGUCAAUGAAUAGUAUAGAUAAUCUGAUAAAAUCUCAUCAAAUUUUGAGUUUGCAAUCUAAAGAAGAUAAAUUUAUUAGUUAAAUAAAUAUGCAAUUAAAACUUCUUCAAACUUAUCCUUUACAACAAGGGGGAGCAGAUAUAUCUAAAGGUUUUAGGAACACAUUUAUGGUUUUGUUAGCGUUUUAUGAUACUGGGAUUCUUGGAAAAAACGUUCCAUUGAUACACUUAAAAGAACUUGUUGAUCAAAUGAUUAGUUUGUUAGCUGAAAAUAAAUUAAAUCAUUUACACCAGGCAGAAGUGUAUUACCGCGUAAUUAAUAACAUUGUUUGUAGAAUAAUAGACAACUCAAAUCAUACUACUAUCAUAUGCGUUUUAAUAAAAUUACUCCAUGGAUGUGCUGAAUCUACUGCUCCAUCUAAAUAUGAAGAAUUAGUUAUGAAGUGCUUAUGGAAAAUAGUGAAAACAUUUCCUAAUUGGGCUGUGGACUUAGACUAUGAUACAAUUCUUUUGGAAGUGCAUCGAUUUUUGAAGGAUUAUCCAAGUGUAUGGUGGAAGAAGCAAAAAUCUGAUACUCCAUUACGUACAAUUAAAACAAUUCUUCAUAGUAUGACCCGUGUGAAAGGCAGUACAAUACUUAGUCACCUAACACGAAUAAAUAAUACAAAUGAGUCAGAAUUACAUUCUUAUCUCAUCAGACUAAUCGCAACUUUUAAACCAGAUGAAAUUAAUAGUAAUCCCAGGACUACAGUAAAAUCAAGCAAUACUGGAAAAACUCAAGAACACUUAUCAAAAUUUACUCAUCAACAAUUGUCUGAAAUAUUCAAAAAAAUUGGAUCUAAAGAACAUACGCAAGAAGGUUUAAUGCAACUGUAUGAUUUUAAACUUCAAUAUCCUGAAGCAGAUGUGCAACCUUUCUUGGUAAAAUCACACCAAUUUUUCCAAGACUUUAUAGAACAAGGGUUAAGAGAUAUUGAUCAAGCACGAAAAAAUCAAAAUCUUAUAUCACAAACUAAUAAUCAAUACUCAACAGAAGUAGCUGAAUCUGCUGGUUCUGAAGAAAAAAGCCUAAUGGAUCCAUUGCAUAGGCUUGAGAAACUUGAAGCAUCUGAAGCACAAUGUAGAACAACUACCAGCCAGCCAAGUCCAACAUGAAUUAACAUUCAUUAAUAUGUAUUAGGAUUGCAGUGCUUAAAUAACAAGAUUAAGAAUGAAUAAUACAUACAACACAAUAUUAAGUAAAUAGCAC
Messenger RNA from Habropoda laboriosa, 6100 nucleotides. RefSeq names its product cytoskeleton-associated protein 5 (gene msps). The record is from RefSeq and is a predicted model, not a curated record. Gene Ontology annotation, cellular component: kinetochore; spindle pole; microtubule plus-end. Gene Ontology annotation, biological process: microtubule polymerization; mitotic spindle organization; centrosome duplication. Gene Ontology annotation, molecular function: microtubule plus end polymerase activity; microtubule plus-end binding. NCBI's taxonomy places the organism in Eukaryota, Metazoa, Arthropoda, Insecta, Hymenoptera, Apidae. The transcript is spliced from 32 exons.